Fusarium keratoplasticum is the source of this 2124-nucleotide messenger RNA. Its product is annotated as Inclusion body clearance protein IML2. Gene Ontology annotation, cellular component: mitochondrial outer membrane; cytosol; nucleus. The record is from RefSeq and is a predicted model, not a curated record. NCBI's taxonomy places the organism in Eukaryota, Fungi, Ascomycota, Sordariomycetes, Hypocreales, Nectriaceae. The coding region runs from base 1 to 2124 and encodes 707 amino acids. The transcript has 2 exons.
AUGAGUCGUUUAGCGGGCUGGUUCCGCGGAGGCGCCGCCGCCAAGGCUGACGAUGCGAGCGACACCAGCUCGACCAGGGACAAUGUCGCUAAAGAGAUGGAGGAUAUCGACGAUGCCAUGAACUCGGCCGGACUCAUCAUGAACGAUGACAUUGAUGGAGCUUGGGAGCGACUGCAGACGGGCGAUUCAUCUUUUCAUCAGCUGGGUCUUGCUGUGACUAUCUUUAUGCGAUCGGUCCUCGGCUUUGAGAAGGCCGUCAUGACGGAGACGACAACCAAGCUGGAUGAAUGUGAGGCCAGGGCUUGGGCUGACUAUAAAAAGGCACAGAAGCAUGGAAAGGCGAGGGCUGGAAGCAAGUUGUAUCCCCCAGGAACCGAGUAUGAGCUUGUGCGCGCUGAGACACAGCUCAUGGGCGCCGUCGUUGGUGUUCUCCACGAGAGUCUCAUCGACGCCAUGAAGAGUUUCCUCAAACUCCGCAAGGCAUUCAUCACCCUCGACGCAAUCAUUGAAGCCGAGAACAAGACGCUGGGAAACAAACCCGAGGGACAAUCGCAGGCGUCAUUAUCUGCCAAGGCAACGGAUGACGGCUCUAGCAGCAUGGAGAAGCUCGAGAUUGAGUCCAAGAGCGGCGAUGGAUCUUCCGGAACGCAAACACCAUCAAACCUGGAAUCUUCCAGUUCUUCGACAACGACUCCAGGAACCAGCACUGAAGACGAGAAGCUCGACGAGGGAGCGCCGCUGAAGGAGGCUAGGUCAAAGCCCACUGAGUCCGACACUGUUCUUCUCGAGAACCCCCUCGACGUCUUUGUCCACUCGGGCGCAAACAUGUGCUUUGGACUUAUUCUUCUCAUGCUGACCCUCGUUCCCCCCGCCUUUUCUCGAAUUCUAUCGGUUGUUGGGUUCCGAGGAGAUCGCGAGCGAGGCGUUCGUAUGCUCUGGCGGUCUACCGCUUACGCCAAUGUGAACGGCGCUAUUGCUGGUCUGGUUCUGCUGUCAUACUACAACGCCCUUCUCGGAGCCGUGGAUAUCCUCCCUGAUGAAAAGGAUUUUGACGAAGGUGCUGAGAUCGUUGGUCCUCCUCGAGAGAAAUGCGAUAAGCUCUUGGCAUCCAUGCGAGCGCGGUACCCAGACUCGAGACUGUGGAAGGUUGAGGAGGCUAGACAACACGGCAACGAGCAGGAACUCCCCAAGGCCAUCGAGGUCCUCACGACGGGUGGCGAGUCCAAGAUGAAGCAGGUUGCGGCACUCAACAACUUUGAGCUCUCCAUCAACGCCAUGGCUAUCCAGAACUGGCCACUCAUGCGAGACUCGUUCCUGCAUUGUCUUGAGGUCAACGACUGGAGUCCCGCCCUGUACUACUAUAUGGCUGGUAUCGCGUCCCUCGAACUGUACCGCAACGCGAUUGAGGCGGGUGACGAGGGCGAAGCGAGAAGACAAAAGGUCAAGACAGAAGAGUUCUUCCGCAAAGCACCCGGCGUCGCCGGCAAGAAGCGUUUCAUGGCGCGACAGCUACCCUUCGAAGUAUUCAUCCAGCGCAAGAUCCAGAAGUGGGAGGACCGCGUAAAGGAGCACAAAGUCGACCUAGCCGAUGCGAUCGGCGUGAGUCCGGCGCUCGAGAUGUGCUACCUGUGGAACAUGGUCAAGCGCAUGGCACCUGCGGAACUCGAGACUGCUAGACACGCCAUGCGAUGGGAGAGGUGUACGGCUAAGCCCGAGGUUGUGGAGAAGAUGAAGGAGGAGCUUGAUGAGAUGGGGUCGUGGGCGCUUAUUUGUGCGUCGCUGUUUAGACAGGGCAAGAGGUUUGAAGAGGCGAGAGAGCUUCUGGAGACGCAUGUUCUCAAGCAUGACCGAUCAGUAUUCAAGGGCCCAACAAAAGACGACUACGUCCUCGCGGCGGGAACAUACGAAAAGGGCGCCAUCGCAUGGGGAGAAUGCUGCAACCCUCCCGAAGGCACCGUCGAAGAGGUCGCCAAGUACAGGAGGGAAAAGUACGACGAGUGUCUGCGGCAGAUGGACGUUGCCAAGGUCUGGGAGGCGUUUGUACUUGAUGCGAGAAUUGGCAUGAGGGUGCAGAGUGGACUGGAGACGUUGAGCUGGUUUGGCAAGAAGAUGGGAUACUCAUAG